CUCUGUUUCAUGCUACUUGCAAUUGAAGCAUAUUGUUUUUAUUUGGAAUUGAAUAUAGUCAUUUAAAAAAUUGCAAAAAAUCUAUCAUUUUAUAUUGCACAUGUGUGUCGCGCGUGAGAAUUAAGGGGAAACACUUCUAAUUCUUGUUCAAGGAUUUACAGCUGCCCUCAUAAGAGUUGUAACCACAAUACGAAAUAAAUUAAUUUUUUGUUCAUACAUUUCCUGGUGUUCCUACACUUUGCUAACAACAUUGGAAUGAAACUAGGUGAAGUCGAGGAGAGCCGAAAUAAAUACUAACUGCAAUGACGUCCAUACAAUUUGUCUUACAACCGCUUCCGGGAACAGAUGAACAGUUUAUUGACAGAUUACGUGAAGUGUCGGACAAGGUUAAUAAAUUCGGUUUUGGAACGCAUCGAGUUUUUGAGCAACUCAAAAUACCGGUUAAAGAUGUUGUAAUUGGGCCUAAUCACAUCGGUGUUUUGCUGGAAGAUGGAAAAGCAUUUCGUGUCGCUUUCUCAAUUAAUACCGAUCGUUUGGACCUAAGCAAAAAUGAUUCGGCAAAAAGCGGAAACAAUUCUAGCGCUUCAUCCAAUUCUAAGACGUCUGCCCCAGCAUCAUCCAGACAGCUAGCUCGUUCUAGGGCCCGAUUAAUGCGCACUACUGGGCGAUCUGGUUCAGGUGGACAGAGCUCAGGAUCAAGAAGUACUGGAGUAAUUAUAGGUGGUACUUCCUCUAGUCGAUCGCUUGUAACUGUUCCAGCGACUUAUGUACCCGAGGAACUAAUCUCACAAGCAGAAGUUGUCCUUCAAGGAAAGAGCAGAAAUUUAAUUAUUAGAGAACUACAGCGUACCAACCUUGAUGUUAAUUUGGCCGUUAAUAAUUUACUCUCGAGAGACGAUGAGGACGCAGAAGACACAGAAGAAGGAGGCGAUAAUUACGUUCCAGACGAUUUAAUGUCGCUUCUUGAUAACGGUUUUCACGGAGAAAACAAUAGCGUUAUUAUUGACCCAUCUGAUGGUCUUUUCACAGAAGAAAUUUUUAGCAACUACUCAAGUAUAAGAAAUUUGUUGUUUGAUCGCAUUCGAAGCGAACGAAAUCAGUCUAAUACAAAUUCGGAGACUAGCCAGUCAAGAUCCUCUGGUGCAGCAAGCGGUGUUUUGACCGGCACUGGUAGUUUAUCAGCACAAAUAUCUACAGUAAGUGCCGAAAGGGAAGCCUUCAGUCGUUGGCGUGAUCGCCAAUGUUAUGUUCCAAGGAGAUGGUUGAAUAAAGAGGAUUACGUGUGGGACAAAGAUGGCGAUGCCAAAAAGAAAGAUCCAACAUCAAUAAGCUCUCCCAUUUGGAUUUCGGAAGAACUUCAGCCAUGGCCAGACAAGAACGGCACAAUAAAAUUUAAAAAAAUUGCCGCUCUAUACUCGGAAUUUAUAGCGAUUUCGGAAGCUGGUGAACUACAUUUAUGGAGAUGGACAGAUACCGAUCCAUACAAAUCAGAGGUUGAAAAUAUUUAUCAUCCAAAGACAAUCGCCCUUAAUUUGACAGAAAAAAUUGAACAUAUUUCUGCCAACUUCAUACGUUGCUCUGUAGUUACAGAAAAUAAUCGCGUUGCAACAUGGAUGGACGAACAACUGGGUUACAUUGGAAAUAAAUUGGAGCAUGGCGCAAUUUUGUUCGGUGAAUUCAUAGUUGACCCAAUUGUUUCCGUUAAUGUUUGCUCUCUAUACACCGCCGUCCGAACCGAAAAUAAUAAUGUAUACUGGUGGGGUGUAUUACCAUUUGAUCAACGCCGGUAUUUGUGGGAUAAAAGCCGCACAAAGUUGAAAAAACCCUUUAAAAAUCUUUCAACCGAUAUUUCUGUGGGAACUCAGGUAACUAUGAAAAAGUGCCCUAAGUAUCAAACCGGUUCUAUUGGGUUUACCUGUGCCAACGGAGUGCCAAAAGUCGGACAGCUUCUAAAUUCGGUGUGGGACUCAAAUGAUGUAUGUAGAUUCAAGAUACUUAACGUUACAAGCGCUGGGGGCACUGACAAAUUACAGCAAAACAGUUGUAACAGCUCUGGAACUUCAUUGGAGAAAGAAUCUACAAAGAGUGUCAGCAUUCAAAACGUAUCUUCUAAUAAAAAUUCUUCAAACAAAGAGACAACUGAUAGGAUAGACAUGCCGCCUCCUCCGUCCCCUGCAUCGAGUACAUGUAGCGAUACUGGCAGUGUUACGUCGCAUAAACGUACAAAACGCAUGGCUGCCAAAGAUGACAAUUCUGAUGGAAAAAAAGAUGAAGAACUUUGGCAAUUGAAAGACGUUGUUUUUGUGGAGGACAAGAUAGGUCCAAUCGGUAAAGUUCUAAAAGUUGAUGGAGACUUUGUAGCUGUGCGAUUUCCAAUAUCGUCACCAAUUCCUUCCCCAUCUGCUACUACAAGUGUAGCUGCGAACGAGGGCAAGGAAGAUGACUGGCAACAGUGUCGCUUGCUACGUCGAGAAGAUGUGCAAGUCUACAAAACAGCCAUAGCUUCCAGGGGGCCGGAAUGGCUGCAAAAGAUGCCCAGAAAAAUCAAUAUAGGUCAUGGCAAUGAUCCAUCUGGUUUUCAGUUACUUUCUAUGGCAGUAGAUUUACGUGGAAUUCAUGUGGUGAAAAAAAUAGGAAACAAAUUGCAUUACAGUCUGUACAAUCUGUAUAAUAGCAAGCAAGAACAAAAUUGCCAAUUUCCUACCGACAGCUCGUCCUUUAUGGGAUCAUCGCCUAGUAAUAUAUCCAUGAUAUGUAACAAUGAUAGCAGUGGUAACACAAGCACAAUUGUAGUUCGUGAUGGAAAUCGGGCAUUGUAUCCAAUGGCUAAAGAUUGCGUUGGAUCCAUUAAAGAUCCACAAUGGUUCGAUUUAUCACCAGUAAAAGCUGUAGCUAUGACCACUAUAUCCCUAGCUUGUAAUUUGAAUAAUAUUAAUCAAAAAUCAAAAGUGUGCAUGACGGCCUUGUUGUUUGAGUCUCAGAAAUUAAUGCCACAUAUUUUACGAUGUGAUGUAAAAAAUGUGUUCGCUGCUUUAAUUCAAUUGGAAAAAGAAGAUCGCAAUGACGCGUUGCAAAUAUUGGAUGAGAGAUGUGAUGGAUCACGAAAUAUAUUCCAUGCGUGUACAAUAAUGUGUUCACCUUGUACUAAUAAGGAUACGGACGAAAAAAAGCAGACAACAUUUACCGGUAUUACGUCGCGAUCAUCGCCUGCUCCAACUUCUGUGUUCUCGGCAAAUGCACCAAGCAUAAUUGACAGCUCUUCAGUUGCUACAACCUCGAAUGCAGCUAACGCACAACCUUCGUCCAUAUUCCCAAAUGUAUCACCCUCAAUGUCGUCUGUGAGUUCGUCUGCAUCUCGCGAAGGUAGGACGGUAAGUUUGCGAGAUAUGAUGAACCGCCUAAUCAACACCGAUAUGGAUCAACCGGGAGCGAAUAAUGUGAAUAACAUAGCUGGCGGAAAUAACGAUGAUAACGUUUAUAUUGCUCGUUGGACUAUAGAGUCGAACACAAGUUCGUCUGCAGCUAGUGCCAACGAUGCUAUUAUCGGAAAUCCUUCCGAAGAAGAGAUUUCUAAAAUAAUUGCAGGGUGUAGCAGUAAUGCAACAGCACUAAAACUCAGUUCGCCUAACUAUAUCUUCGAUCCAAUACAGAGACGUGAAAAUGCCAUAUUAAUCUUGCAACAAAUGUGCUCUAGCCCAGCUUUACGCACACAUUUGUAUCAAUUUUUAAGUAGUAAAGAUUCUCAAGGUCAGACGCCAUUUAUGUUGGCUGUGCACAACAGAGCAUAUGAGGCUGGAAUAAUUCUUUUAAAUACUAUUUUAUCGGUCGCAGAAAAAGAUGUGGCUAUGAAGAAUGCAAUGAUAUUUCCACCGGGAUCUCCUUCAGAUCAAUCACCCUUAUAUGUAAUUUGCUACAACGAUACAUGUUCAUUCACAUGGACUGGAGCAGAUCAUAUAAAUCAAAAUAUAUAUGAGUGCAAAACGUGUGGUUUGACCGACUCUCUUUGUUGCUGCACCGAAUGCGCUAGAGUUUGUCAUAAAGGGCACGAUUGUAAACUAAAACGAACAUCGCCCACUGCAUACUGUGACUGCUGGGAAAAAUGCAAAUGUAGAGCUUUGAUAGGGGGAAAUCAGAAUAAAAGAUUUGCAUUGCUAUGCAAACUUGCAUCAUGCACAGACUUGGUUACAAAAUUCAACGCAAAGGGUGAAUCAAUACUGUUGUUUCUCAUCCAAACUGUUGGUAGACAAACCGUCGAACAACGUCAAUAUAGAGCGAAUUCACGAGUGCGCAAUGUCGGCGGUGGAGCAAGUGGAUCGGGAAGUGGUAGUAACUCCGCUCGAAAAUCUUCAUCAUCGAAUGAUGUUGAUGUUAACAUGCCCGACCAUGACUUAGAGCCGCCAAAGUUUGCAAAGCGAGCAUUAGAGCGUCUUCUAAUUGACUGGCAUGCUGUUAGGGCAAUGAUAAUGACCGGUGCAGAAAGGAGUGAAACCUCACCUCAGCAGCCCCCUAAUUCUACAGACGUUUCAAGUUCGGAGAGUUAUAAUAUAUACUUACAAAAUCAGAGCGGUUCUACUUUACUCGACAAGUUUACACACAAUUUGUUCGUCAAAUGUUCGUCUGAUCACUUAGACACAUUGCUUAUGACACUGGUAAGGGAAAUGCAAAACGAUUCAAUAACAGAUCGGAUCGAAGACGCUGAAAUGGUUGCACGACGUUUUGUUCGCUCGGUAGUCCGUGUAUUCGUGAUUUUUAAUCUUGAGAAAUUUCCAAAUCCUGAACGCCGAAAACCGCUUUCAGUACCACUGAAACAUAUACAGAGUUGCGUUAAAGUUUUUCAGACUUUACAAAAGCUAGCCAUAGAAGAAUUGUGCGAGGUAUCAGAGGCAUUAAUAGCCCCAGUUAGAUUGGGUGUGGUGCGUCCGACCGCACCUUUCUUAUCAUCAUCUAACAUUGAUAAUUCCGACGAUCUGUUUAGUGUAGAUCCGUUAGCUCCAUCGUCAGUUGCAGAAUCGAUUAUUGACACAAAUACCGUUCAUGAAAAUGCUGGAGAGCAGUCUGGAGCUUUUAGCUUUCAACAAAACUAUGGAAUUGAUAGUAUAGCUUUAAGGGACGCUUCCGAAAGCGAAGAAAACACAAAUCGCGAUAAUGCAGCUAACAAUCAAGAUGAAGAUAUUCUGGAAAGCGGUCGAAAUGAUGAUGGCAUCCAGGAUGACGAAAGUGAUAAUGAAUAUACAUUUAAUGAGCCAGAAACAGAAUCGGAUUCUGACGACAACCAAAGCAAUCAAGAUGCUCAGCGGAGUGUGCAAACGGGCGCAACCGUCGGAUCUGAAACAGAUAUUGGUGUUCUCUUUCUUGAAGAUGAGUCUGGAGAUUCCUCACCACAAGAAGAAGAAGGCUCUGAUGAUGGAGAAACGGAUGAUCAUGAUGAUGAUGAAUUUACUUAUGCCGAUCAUCAGUUGGAACGGCGAAGUACUAAUUCCAAUAAUCGCAACGAUUUGGCACCACAAUCAAUGCAAUGGGCCAUACGCAGUCGAGAUACAACAAGAUCAUCCGUCCGAAUGCCUGCUGGAUCAAGUUUAGUGUUUAUCGAUCCAAUGGCGUUAAGGCGAUCUACAGUUCCCGCUAGUACUGCUGUUGCUCCUCCUCCUCAAGAACAACAUACAAUGGCAACUACGUCCAGCAAUUUAGCCCGUGCAUUCGGAAUCAUAGUUCGGCAAAUAUCAGAACUAAUGAGCGGUCUAAUGUAUAAUAUAUUAAAUGACAUCGAAACUUCAUUGAAAGUACUUCCCGAGGAGGCUACAAAACUACAGGAGUUUGUAGAAAAAUGUUUAAAACCAACGUGGGACUGGAUGUUUUCUGUUAUGGAUAGUACCGAAGCGCAACUUAAAUUUGGCGCAUAUCUAACAAACUACACGGAUCCAGCACAUCCACUUCAUCCCUUAAAUUUAAGUGCUCAAAACAAUUCGAAUCAAAACAACAGCCAGUCUAACAGUGCCGGUGCUGUUGGAAUGAAUAUAUUGGCAUCGACGUCCCGAAGGGACUUUUUCACGUAUUGUCUUUCACUUAUGCGAGCUCAUACAUCUGAACAUCGCGAUGCCUUGCCUGUUCUCGAUAUAGCAGCUUUACGUCAUAUUGCGUAUGUGCUAGAUGGAUUUAUUUAUUAUAUGCGCAAUGAUACGAGCUUUUACGAAAAAAGUGAAGGUAUUGUGAGCAAUACACUUAAUACAAAUGAGAAUGAUGAUACGGAUGACGAAUUGUCGAAUAUAACGAGCGACGAACAGUAUGGGGAUAUCGGAAUGGGAUCUGCUUCGAAUGUAAUAGGAUGUGGACCAUUUCGUCGUCAUACGUUCUUUACACGUUCUGACUCGACGCUAAGUCUGGGAUGCUUAGCUCCAGAUGGUUUCGAUUUACCUCUUGACGUAGCCAUACCCUUGGCAGACAAGCCUCAUCUUUUACAACCCAACUCCAAACGUCAAGAUUUGUUUGCCAACUUACCUUUAAUCGUAUCUCCAAAUGAGGGCAAUACAGUGCCCCACGCUGAAAAAGGCAAUUAUAAUAUACUUGAUCACCCACCAACUAAAUUAGGAUUUUCGUCAUACUCAAUGGUGAAGUCAACGGUCGAUCAAUCAUCUAUUUCAAAUGAUAAACCAUACUCUGCUGCCGACGAUGUGAACGUUUACGAGCCAGAAGAGAACCUUAAUGUUUGUUCUAAUUCGAAAUCAUCCAGUCUUCGAACCGUUACGGACAUUACAGAUGAAACGGAGCUAGUUAGUGCUGGCGGUAAUAUUGGAAAUGUAUAUCUGCAACUCAAGAAAAAAAAAUACUCUGAAGAUUCUAAAUCAACAGACAUAGAUAAAAGCGAAAAUGUUGAGCGAAUGGAAGUGGAUAACAUUGCUGGCGAAAACAUAGACAGAAAUGUGGAUGUUCAUAAUACAAAUCCAGCUCGUGUCAUGGCCACAAGACCAGAUGUUAUAAUAGUUCCGAACAAAAAUCAGCGAAUUUUAGAAAGUGAAGCAAGCAUGACGUCUAAAAUAUCGAAUUCUCCAUCGUCGUCCAUUGUUCGCAGCGUCAUCGUUAGAGCGGGUGGUGUGUCUGGGCAAAUUAACGAAGAACCCUCUACAUCGCAGAAAGCUAAUACUACAUACAUUGCCCCAAAUGACGCAAUAAAAAAUACUGGUAUGCGAUCUGCUAAAAUAACAUCACUAGUGUAUCCCGCACGUGGCCAAUACUUCUGUCAGAAAUGCGAAGCACUUGAUUCAUCUCCAUCUUGGAACUUCUUGCUUGGUCGAUGGAAACUUGCAUUAGAUUUAUUUGGAAGAGUAUUUAUGGAUGAUGUCGGUAUGGAGCAUGGAUCGGUUUUGCCAGAGCUACGGGGAUUUCCAGUUAAGGAAAUGCGUUUUAGAAGACAUAUGGAAAAGUUGCGAAAUGCUCAACAGCGUGAUUUAAUACUUUGCAAAUUGGAACGGAAUCGUGACAGUUUAAUAAUGCAAACAUUUAAAGAACUGAAUUCUCAAUUUGGAAGCCAAAAUAGACGAGUUCAUCCACCUCUUACGUUUAAUCGAGUUAAAGUUACAUUUAAAGAUGAACCAGGAGAAGGCUCUGGUGUAGCUCGUAGCUUCUACACGUCUAUUUCUGAAGCCCUUCUUGCCAGUUCAAAAAUGCCAAAUUUAGAAUCAGUUCAAGUGGGAAACAACAGUGGAAAAUAUGGCUUGCCGAUUCCCAGCAUACUUAGGAACAGGGGUGCUCCAGGUCGCGAACCACCCACUUUACAGAGACGAGGUACGGGUAGCAAAAUAUUGUGGCGUACAGCCCGUGAAAGAAAAGCUCUAAAUUUUUAUGCAAGGCCAUAUGUAACAAUUUUAGACAACCCAGAUCUUACUGGCGAAAAUCCUAACGAUCAUUUAUCUGUACAACUGCAACAAUUAGGAGAAAGGCUGUAUCCGAAGAUAUACUCACUGAAUUCCACACAUGCUUCAAAAAUAACUGGAAUGCUUUUAGAAAUACCAACACCACAACUUCUAUCAAUUUUAUCAUCUGAAGAGAUGAUUCGGCAAAAAGUAACCGAAGCCUUGGACAUAAUAACAUUCAAGCAAAAAUCGGACUCAAGCGCAUCCUCAUCUGGCCAUUCGAAAAAAAUGAACCCUGUAGUUUUAUUGGAGCCUUGUCAUGUAGAAGACAAUGAUCCUCUGUUCUAUAUGCCAGGAAAACGAGGCUUUUAUACACCUCGUCAAGGCUAUGGAUCAUUUGAACGAAUCAAUGCCUUUAGAAACAUAGGAAGAUUAAUUGGUCUGUGUUUAUUGCAAAAUGAAUUAUUACCCUUAUUCUUGCAAAGACAUGUCUUAAAAUAUAUUCUCGGUCGGAAAAUUAAAUUUCAUGAUCUAGCUUUCUUCGAUCCAGUAAUUUACGAAUCAUUUAGACAGCUAAUACAAAACUCACAAACCGAAGAGGGAGAAGAAGUCAUAUCUCGAAUGGAGUUGUAUUUUGUAAUCGAUUUAAUGAAAGAAGAAGGAGGUGGAAGCGUAGAGUUAAUCUCAGGAGGUAGAGACAUUCAAGUGACUGCGCAAAACCUUUUCGAUUAUAUACGUCGUUAUACUGAGUAUAGAUUAAUAAAAGCCCAAGAGAAAGCACUUGAGGCUAUAAGAGAUGGAGUUUUUGAUGUAUUGCCGGAUACUUGUAUGCAAAGCUUGACUGCUGAAGACUUACGACUACUUCUAAAUGGAGUCGGUGACAUUAACGUGUCUACGUUGAUUUCAUAUACAACGUUUAAUGACGAAUCGAGUGAGGGCUCUGACAAACUAUUAAAAUUCAAGCGGUGGUUCUGGAGCAUUGUUGAAAAAAUGAACACAUUAGAAAGACAGGACUUAGUAUACUUUUGGACAGGAUCCCCUGCCUUGCCGGCAUCUGAAGAGGGCUUCCAACCAUUGCCUUCUGUCACAAUUCGACCCGCGGAUGAUACUCAUUUACCAACAGCUAACACGUGUAUAUCUCGGCUUUAUAUACCAUUGUAUUCCAGCAAAUCAAUAUUGCGUAGCAAAUUGCUCUUGGCUAUCAAAUCAAAAAAUUUUGGUUUUGUUUAAUUUUUUCGAUAUUGUUUUCUUUAGACACAGCAGGAUGGACAAGUAUAAGCUAUUUAAGAAAUAAAUGAAUUUCCCUUAAAAUAUAUUUUAUGUUAUGAAAUGAAAAAUAUUAUUUGAAAAAGUUCUAUUAAUUUAGAACCGCCUCACAAAAUAUUCAUUCCUAAAUCUAUAAAACUAUGAAGUUGGACUUUUUUAUAAUAUUAAAAUCUUUUUUUUACACACUUCUUACUAAAAUUUAUAUGGAUUUUUGGUUUUAAUGCACCAAUUUUCAAUAAGUAUCCUUAAUAUUAAAUUCCAUUUGCAUCUAUAUGACCCAAUGCAUUCAUGUUGAAAAUAAAAUAAAGUUAUUACCAAUAUUAUUCAUAAUAGCAUUGAUGAAAUAUAUUAUUAUAAAUAUGCUAAAUAAAUAAAUGAAUAUUCGGAAUUAAUAAAAUAUUUUUUUAACCAAA
Molecule: messenger RNA, 9526 nt
Organism: Musca domestica (house fly)
Lineage: Eukaryota; Metazoa; Arthropoda; Insecta; Diptera; Muscidae
Gene: hyd
Product: E3 ubiquitin-protein ligase hyd
Exons: 18
Coding region: 303-9077 (2924 amino acids)
Biological process (GO): regulation of double-strand break repair; DNA damage response; protein polyubiquitination
Cellular component (GO): nucleus
Molecular function (GO): RNA binding; ubiquitin-protein transferase activity; zinc ion binding
Source: RefSeq, a predicted model, not a curated record